This is a messenger RNA of Laccaria bicolor S238N-H82, 687 nucleotides long. RefSeq lists its product as uncharacterized. Gene Ontology annotation, cellular component: nucleus; cytoplasm. Lineage: Eukaryota; Fungi; Basidiomycota; Agaricomycetes; Agaricales; Hydnangiaceae. The record is from RefSeq and is a predicted model, not a curated record. The transcript is spliced from 7 exons. The coding region runs from base 20 to 523 and encodes 167 amino acids. Gene Ontology annotation, molecular function: protein binding.
CUCACACUUUCACCAAUCUAUGGACGCAUCCGACGGCGACACCAAAGGCGCAAGCAAUAACGAACGCCUGUUAGCAGCCGCACGAACAGACAACGAAGAGCUCUUACUUGAGGUACUGGGGCAGGAAGGGACCUUUGAUAUCAAUUGCCAAGAUGGCCUAGGAAAUACCCCUCUACAUAAUGCCGUGAUAAACGGCUCAACAGACGUCCUUGAACACAUCCUCUCACAGGAAGGAUGCGACGUCGACCCUAUAAACCGUAUCGACGGCGCUACGCCCCUCCACCUCGCUGUUCAACUGGACCAUCCUGGGCUGCGCAAACAUGUUGUUGAGAGUCUGUUAGAUGCCGGUGCUGAUACUUUGAUAAAAGACAAGAACGGAUUCAUAGUCCUCGACCUCAUCCCAUCGGGCGACACGGAGAUGCGCACGCUGAUACGGAGGUCGCAGGCGCAGAGUAGUAUUUCGAAGGAUGAUAUUGCGAGUGACGACGACGGCGAAGCAGGUUCAGGUUCAGAGGAUGAGUAGAGGGAAGGGAAUUCAUUCCAUUACUAGCCCUGUACGAUGGUGAACCAGCAACCUUAGUGACCAUGCAUCCACUCCACCCCCUCUCUCACCACAGGCAUUGGCUUAUGCAGAUCAAUUGUGUGUAGAAAUUAAUAAAUGUUAUACUCCAGAUAUAUUGGGCAAGU